GAACGAACGAUAAAUAUCUAUAUUUGCGUGAAAUGAGCCAAGUCGUCAAAUAGGUUAUCAACGUUUUGCGUAUGUGCGUGUUUAACGUUUCGAAGAACGUAUCUGCCGUUUUCAGCAUAUAGUAACGAUCGAAUAGUUAGAAGUUUGUAGGCAUGGCACAAGACGAGGAAAGCAAGCUGAUUAGAGAAGAUUUUGAUGCCGGUCCAUCGAGUUUUGACGAAAUCGAACCAGAUCUAUUUCUAGGGAAUCUCACAGCUGCCACGGAUGUGGAAUGGUUGAAAGAAAUUAAUAUGACUCAUGUACUUACGGUAGAUUCGUGUCCUCUACCUAGAAAGAUUCAAGAACGUUUGCCCAAUCUCACCGUAAAAUAUAUUCAAAUAACAGAUAUGCCAAGAGAAGAUUUGUUAACUCAUUUGGAAGAUUCUUACGAAUUUAUCGAUCAAGCAUUAAAAUCAAAUGGUAGAACGCUGGUACAUUGUUACUUUGGUGUUUCCAGAUCUGUUAGCGUUGUUAUCGCAUAUAUUAUGAAGAAACAUAGAAAAUCUUUUUUAGAUGCAUUGGAAAUAGUCAAGCAAAAGAGACAUUUUGUUGGACCAAAUCCUGGAUUUAUAGCGCAAUUGAAAUUAUACGAAGAGAUGGACUUUGGCAUAGACAAUACUAAUGUUCAAUUUAAAAUGUACAGAUUGCAAAUAGCUGCGGAUAAAGUGAGAAAAGUGAAAAUUUUACCCCAAAAUUGCAUCGAUUUAAUAAAGCCAGAUCCUGCGUUAACGACCGUACGUCCAGAACCGACCGUCUAUCGUUGUAGAAAGUGUCGAAGGAUCGUGGCCAGUGCGAGUAAUAUUUUACCGCAUACAAUGCACCAAAGGCACAUUUGGCGACACGUCAGUUCGAAACGAACGUCCAAACAGAUAAAAGAAGGGGAAGAAGGAGCAGAACGCGUAAAUGUAAAGAAAGAAAACGAAAUGACAGAACUAUGCACAAAGAUAUAUUUUGUGGAGCCUUUGGCAUGGAUGCCGGACAUAAUGCACAAUGUGGAAGGAAAGUUGAAUUGUCCAAAGUGUAAUACAAAGUUAGGCUCUUUUAGUUGGAUAGCCGGUAGUCAGUGCCCGUGCGGUAGCAAAAUAGCUCCGGCGUUUUACUUAGUUCCGUCUAAAGUCGAUUGGAGUAAUGCCGUUCAGAAUGUACAGGUAACGGUAUAGUACCAAAGAUUAAUAUAUCAUUUAUGAUUCCAUGGACGGAUAAUUACAAUAAUUACCGUUAUCGUAGCUGUCAUUGUAUUAACGGUAAAUCUGCUGAACAUUUGUAUUAUACUUUUAUCAUGAAGCAUAUUCGAUAAAAAAUAAUAAGAUGUUUGUAACAACAAUUUAUAAUCAACAAUUUAUAAUGUAAUGAUGUAAUCGAUAUUAAUAUUUACGUCUUACGUUGAAUAGUUGUCUGUCGCGCAUAAUCUAGCGAUUAUCAUACAUACGUACCCAAUUUAUAAUUAAUGAUAUUUCUUACGGUAUUAUUAAGAAAAUUAUACGUAUAUCUAAUCAGCUGAUGUUGCCAAUACUACAUGCAUUCGCAUAUUAUCUCAUUUGCCGAAGUAUACAUGGAUAUGUAUAUACAGAAUACAGUGAAUCUCGUUAA
This is a messenger RNA of Vespula vulgaris, 1629 nucleotides long. RefSeq names its product dual specificity protein phosphatase MPK-4-like (gene MKP-4). Gene Ontology annotation, biological process: protein dephosphorylation. The transcript has 2 exons. NCBI's taxonomy places the organism in Eukaryota, Metazoa, Arthropoda, Insecta, Hymenoptera, Vespidae. Gene Ontology annotation, cellular component: nucleus. The coding region runs from base 153 to 1199 and encodes 348 amino acids. Gene Ontology annotation, molecular function: protein tyrosine/serine/threonine phosphatase activity. The record is from RefSeq and is a predicted model, not a curated record.